Pistacia vera is the source of this 1423-nucleotide messenger RNA. RefSeq names its product zinc-finger homeodomain protein 5. Gene Ontology annotation, molecular function: DNA-binding transcription factor activity; transcription cis-regulatory region binding. The transcript is spliced from 2 exons. Gene Ontology annotation, biological process: regulation of developmental process; regulation of DNA-templated transcription. Gene Ontology annotation, cellular component: nucleus. Bases 391 to 1275 code for a protein of 294 amino acids. Lineage: Eukaryota; Viridiplantae; Streptophyta; Magnoliopsida; Sapindales; Anacardiaceae. The record is from RefSeq and is a predicted model, not a curated record.
CUUCAUCACAAGCAACCAAACUGUCUCUUGUUGGAUAUGUAGUUAGCUUUCUUGCUGGGAAGCACAGAAGCACUACCAUCUUCUUAAAUCUUAAACCUAAACUUUAACUCUUCCCUUUUCUUUCUUUCUAUAUAUCUCUCCACUUAAUUUUCAUUUUGAUGAUGAUAAAGCACCUGAAGCUGCUGCGUAUGCUCUUUUCUCUCUAGCUGAGCGUAAUGCUGAGUAUUGAGAAUAUAUAAGAGAGUUAAAAGGAGAAUAUCUAGUUACCUAAACAUUUUCAUCUGCUUUAAAAGCUAGAGCAUGGGAAACAUUUGAGGGUUUCAUUAAGAGAACUUAAUAGAUCAAGAAAUUUCUUUUGUUUUCCGGCAAGACUGCUGAAAGGUUCACUGCAUGAUAAUGGAAUUAAGCCAAGAAAAUGAAACAAGAACGCCAGGCUUAGAAAGAAGAAGGGAAGGGAAUAAUAAUGGUACUACGGUGAACAGUUUGAGUCAAACCCUAGAUCAGCUACAACGACAACCAUCACUUGGCCAAGCAAGAUCUCCACACCCAGAUCGAGUUACUGUCAGCAGUUCAACAAUUGCACCGAUCUCCAUUGGAUCAAACUCCAAAAUGGGCAGUGUAAGGUAUCGAGAAUGCCUUAAAAACCACGCAGCCAGUGUUGGUGGUAACGUUUUCGAUGGAUGCGGUGAGUUCAUGCCUAGCGGUGAAGAAGGCACACUUGAAGCCUUGAAAUGUGCUGCUUGUGACUGCCACCGAAACUUUCACCGAAAAGAGGUGAAUGGAGAGACCCAAUUCAGUGGUAAUUGUAGUAGAAGAACUAUAAUACUUAAUCCACUUCAACUACCCCCACCAUUGCCAUCUCCAACGAUGCUGCAUCAUCAAAAAUAUUCAAUAGGUAUGCACACUAGUCCAUCAAGUGCAAUUGUUGCGCCAAUGAAUGUGGCUUAUGGUGGUCUUAGUGGGGGUACUGAAUCUUCUAGUGAAGAUCUUCAUGUGUUUCAGUCUAAUGCUCACGAAGGAGUUCAACCACCACCUCCUCCUUUUGUUUUGUCCAAGAAGAGGUUUCGGACUAAAUUUACGCAGGAGCAGAAAGAUAAGAUGAUGGAAUUUGCUGAGAAAGUGGGAUGGAGGUUCCAGAGGCAAGAUGAUGAAGAAGUGGAGAAAUUUUGUGCUGAACUUGGUGUGAGGAGGCAAGUUUUCAAGGUCUGGAUGCACAAUAACAAGAGUAACGCGAAGAAGCAACAACCAGAGAGCCAGUGUAACGCAGGAGAUUAAACAAUCAGGUGAGUAUUAUAGUAAAGGGCAUUAUUAAAUGGAUAUCAUCAGUGAUUUGUAUAAUUAUUUAUUUUAAUCCUUGUUUAUCUUUUUAAAUCGCUAUCGUCGACAUUAAUUGCUAUAAACAAAAUCUUGUGUUAAUUUCCCU